GGUCCUCGGAAGUCGCGUUAUUUUUAGACAUGGUAUUUCCCAUCUGCCGUGGUAUUUGCUAGCAAAUACCCCGGCAGAUGGAAUUCCCUAAUGACAAAUACACCGGCAGAGAAAAGAUAUCUCAAUAUAUAGAAAAUUUGUGAAAAAUACCAUUUCACUCAUCCAAACAAAAUACAGCAUUAUUACAUAAAAUGGAAUUAUGUUGAAUAAGAAACAAAAAGUAUAAAAAAAUCAUUAUCCAGUUAUUUUUGGGAAAAGAAGAAAGUGAAAGUGAAAGUACAAACCAAUGAUAAGGGAUAUCAAUACUUAUGAGUCACUAGAUAGACUGAGGGAACAUUCAUAAUGGCGUCUGUUUACUGGCAAGACUACCUCUCUCUAAAAAAAGCACUGUUGCAUAUGUUUGAAAAUAAGAUCUCUUGUGAUGUAAUUUUUGAUAUUGGGAGUGACGAGAUACCUUGUCAUAGUUUUGUAUUGAUUGCUCGUAGCCAUGUCUUUGAAGCCAAUCUGGACAGUCCAUUGGUAAAAUUAAGCAGAUAUGGUGUGAACUCGAUGAAGAAAAUAGAGUUACAUGAAGUAGUAGACACUGAUGGCGUCAAAGAAUUUCUCAGAUAUCUGUAUACAGAUGACAUUGACCUCGGUGAAGAUAAUGUGAUGACCUUGUUGUACUUAGCACGUAAGUACAUGGUUUGCAGCCUUUCUGAAAAGUGUCAGAGUUUUAUCACCGCAGCAAGCCUGGAUGACCCUACUAAUGCAGUAGAGCUUUAUCAUCAGGCAUUCCUGCUAGACAUUACAGAUGUGAUGGAGGACAGCAUGAAGGUCAUCAAUCAAAGCACAAAGCGAUGUUUGGAAUCGGAGGCAUUCCUUACACUUCCUCCUCAAUGUAUUAGAGGUUUGAUAGCAGACGAUCAUCAUCAACUGGACGAAGACAACAUAUAUCGUUAUGUUGUGCAAUGGUGUGAGCGCAGGUGUGAAAGAGAGGACAUUGAAAACUCUGAUGAAAAUUAUCGAAAAGUCCUUGGAGAUAUUUUGUACGAAAUACGGUUUCCAAACAUAAGUUACAAGUUUUUUAAAUCAUCAAUAGAGAGAAGAAACAUAUUAACAGAAAGAGAAAAGAAAGACCUUACAAACAUGUAUAGAAAUGAGAAUAGAUGCACGUAUAGAGGAAUCUUCAAGUCCAAACCUAGAAAUGUCAGUGAGCGUUUGAUGAGAAUGACGGACUAUGAAGAAAACUUAAUUCUAGACAAUGCCAAUCAUUCAAUAGCUUUCACGUCGUCGGAGAAAGUUCUUCUACAUGGUAUCGUCACAUAUGGAUUAAGCCACGAAAAACAGAAGUUUAAAAUUUACGUUAAACUAACGGAUGGAAAUGGGAAAGAGAUCAUGAAUGAUGAAUUCUGGGUAAAAUCUAAACCAAUGGAAAAAGAGUAUGAUGUAAUAUUUCAGAAAGCUGUAGAAAUUCAACCAGACAUAAAAUUUGUCAUAUCAUUGGAACUAGAUGAAGCAAACUGGAUGUGGAAUGGCAAAAAUGGAAUUCGAAGUGUGUAUUUUAAUAACUCAGAAAUACAGUUCACAGAUGAACCUGGAACGGAAGAAACUAAUACAUUUCAGGGACAAAUUCCUGGGAUAAUUUUAUCAUGAUAACUGCAAUGAUAGAAGAUGUUUUUUAAUUUAAAUUACAUGACUUUCAUUAUAAACAUUAAUUCUUUAUUCCAGAAUCAUCACAUGACGUUAGAUUACCUAAAUUACAUGCGUAUUUAACUAAAUAGUUAAUAGAUGCUAUAUUUAAUGUAAAAACAUAUUUUUGUAUAAACUCCAUACAUAAUAGGGCCCGUAGAUUUUUUCUUGGAGUAGGAAAAUAUACACCAAAUAAUGUCCUCUUUAUGACGAUUUUAGAAACCGUUUAUAUUAUGUUGCUGAAACUUUUAAUGAAAAUUAUAAUACUUUAGAUGACAAACAAAAAUUAGUGUUUAUAUUCUCAGAUGAAGAUAUGAUACGUGUGUGUGCCAAAACCUGUUAUUUAAUUUUAAGAAGACGUAGAAAUUUUAUUUAUUGUAAAUAGUUCUUUAUUUCAUAUUGUUCAAUGUAGUAAAUCUAUGAAUUUUAAUAUUCUCUCACAAGUCUGUAUAGAAUGGCUCUCAUUUUAUGUAGUAUUGUGUUAAAAUUUAUAAAUAUCGAUUGUACUUGUUGAGAGAUGAGACUUGAAUAAAACAUUGUAUUGAAUUGCUAUUAUACAUUAUACUACUCAGAAUGAAAGGCCAUUCAUACACUGCUGUCAAACUCAUUACUUUGAUCUGACCGAUGUAGAUAUUUAUAUAUCCUUUGGUCCUCGUCUUAGAUUUAUCUGAUUGAAAAUUGUACCACAGCUUUCAUCUUCAAUGAAAAUAAAGGAAAUCUUAAACGGAA
Molecule: messenger RNA, 2400 nt
Organism: Mytilus californianus (California mussel)
Lineage: Eukaryota; Metazoa; Mollusca; Bivalvia; Mytilida; Mytilidae
Product: BTB/POZ domain-containing protein 3-like
Exons: 3
Coding region: 343-1635 (430 amino acids)
Biological process (GO): neurogenesis
Cellular component (GO): cytosol
Molecular function (GO): protein binding
Source: RefSeq, a predicted model, not a curated record